CGGUCAGCACCUCUCCACUGGUGCCGAAUAUCUGGGGAGAACAAAGUCGGCGCUUUCUUGCAACCUACUCGCUAAAAUAUAGGUCCAAAAAAGAAGGCAUGAAGACCACGGAGGUACGAGGCCCACACCACGUGAGGAGCCUGGCCAGCCUGAUGGAGAAAGUGACGGGAUUAGAAUUACAAACCCUCGUUGUUGGGAGCCGCAGAGCCCGGUCACCUCUCUAAAGGCACGUGGUCACUAAAGCAACCCAUCGGCUCCAUCCAGUUGAUAAGUUCUAAUUUUUGUGAAGGUGGUCUCCUUUGGUAUUCCUAGUUGAUCCACUCAGCUCUGGUUUUGUGGUGCUGCCUGGGAUUGAACCUGGAACUUUAAGACCUCAGAUGCCUUAGUGCCUGUGAGCUGCUUCAGAGGACACCUCCCUGCUGGCCAGCUGUCCCCAAGUGCCUGGAGGCCCUCCUCUGACACACCGUGGAAGCCAGCCCAGCAGUUGCCAGUCCCCCCAUCAUGGAGGCUCCUGAGGUGCCCGUGGGCUCACUGAUUGACUUUGGGCCUGAGCCCUCGGCCUCCUCACCUGUGGAGGCCCUGCCCCACCAGCUGCAGGAUCAGGACGGCUCCCAGAGUGACCGCAUGUCUGAGAGUGAGGCCACUGAGUCGGCUGACAGUGAGAACGACACAGCUGAGUCACCCUCCCACCCAUCCUGGGACCAGUACCACCGCUCCUCCUCCAAUGAUUCCUUCUCCUCCAACCAGAGUACAGAGUCAGCCCAGGAUGAGGAGUCGCUAGAGCUCCGGGAGUUUAUGCGCAGCUAUGUGGAGAAGAUCUUCUCUGGAGGGGAGGACUUGGACCAGGAGGAGAAGGCCAAAUUUGGAGAAUUCUGUAGCAGUGAAAAUGGAAAAGGACGGGAAUGGUUUGCUCGAUAUGUGAGUGCCCAGCGCUGCAAUUCCAAGUGUGUCUCAGAGCCAACCUUCUACCGCCUGGUGCAGUCAUUUGCAGUAGUCCUGUUCGAGUGCCAUCAGAUGGAUGACUUCGGGCCGGCCAAGAACCUCAUGACCAUGUGUUUCACUUACUACCACAUUGGAAAACCACAGCUGCUUCCCUUAGAAUCCAAGGAGAAGCCAGCAGGGAGUAUUGACUCCUACCUGAAGUCGGCCAACAGCUGGCUGGCCGAGAAGAAAGACAUCGCUGAGCGGCUGCUCAAGAACACCUCAGCCAAGACAGAGAAUGUCAAGGGCUUCUUUGGGGGACUAGAGACCAAGCUGAAGGGACCCUUAGUCAGGAAAAAUGAGGAGGAUGAGAACAAGCCCAAAGAGAAGCCCCAGAGGACAGUGGCCGUAUACAGCCCUGAGGAAGAAAGGAAGGGGGAGAAGAUAUACCUGUACACACAUCUGAAACAGCAGCCCAUCUGGCAUACGCUGAGGUUCUGGAAUGCGGCAUUCUUCGAUGCUGUGCACUGCGAGAGGAGAAAACGCUCUCCCACCACCAGAGGGGAUGCUGGAGAGGAGGAGAAGAAGAGGGAAAAGUGGUGCCACAUGACCCAGGAGGAGCGCAACGACAGCCUGCGCUUCAACGAGAACAUCACCUUUGGCCAGCUGGGCACCUUCACACACAACAUGCUGGCGUUCGGGCUAAGCAGGAAGCUGUGCAAGGACUUUCUGAAGAAGCAGGCUGUGAUCGGAAACCUGGAUGAGGAGCAAUGCAAGCUGCUGAGUGACCACAUCGAACAGAUGGCCACCGAGUAGCCACGGAGGUUGCCCAAGCACCUCUGGCAGGGCCUGCCACUGGCCGUCACCCCACCCAAUGACCCUGCAUGACCUCGGCAACACCCAGAGCCACUCCACACUGCCCUUCAACUAGCGGUUAGAAGACUGCAGCUGCCCACCCCACCCCCCACCUCCCCCACGCCUGUGUCUGCGCCUCCAAUGACGUACCAGAGUGUCCUUGCGACUACAUGGCCGAAACAGAGGUGACUGUGCUGCUUGUGACAUGGGGCUGAGGAAGGUGAGAGCCAAGGCCUGGUGGUGCAGACCAGUGUCCUCUCUGGGUCUCCUGCUGGAGAGGGGUGGAGUGCACACAUGGCGGAAAGGCAGCUGUGACCCAGGCAGGUGUGGGUGACCGUGAGGAGGUCCCCUCCAAGCAUGGGAUGUUCAUACUCCAGCAGGAUCGUGUAGGGAGUGUUGAGCCCUCUCUAGGCUGAGACAUGAAUGCUGCAGGCUCUUUCCUGGCUUCUCCCUCUGUGGGACAGAAACCUGGAGUUCCAGGACCCUGGUGGAAGCGAGAUACCAUGUGCUUUGGGGAGGGAAUAAGGCCUGCAAAGAGGACAGACUAUGCAGGCCAUCGAGGCCUGCUCACAGUCAGGCAUGCGGCCCCGAGAUACCGCAGGGUUGGAGCACUUCACUAGAGCCUCUUCAGCACUGAGGCCUCUGCACAGGCUGGCUCAGCUGGCUGGCCACUUGACACCAAAGCACAAAAAGUCCUGUGGCUCGCUCAUAGGGAGUCACGCCGGGCUGUCCACCCAUGCCAUCUGUCUGUGCCAUGAGGGAACACAGAAAAGAGAAGUUGCUUCAGUAACUGCAAUCUGCAGCCCCCGUACAAGUGGACAGUGCUGCUCUUGAUUCUGGGAAGGACAGAGAAACCUGUGCUGAGAGUUGCAGGAUGCAGACAGAGACUUCUGUCUCUCCAGAUUCGAGCACUGGGCCCUGCAGCCCAGGGAGGGUGCUCUGACAUCUUUCCUUGAGACUCUGCUGAUGGCCCUCUCCAACUGGGACCUGAGGAGGUGGCUCUCAUCCCUGGGUCAGUUCUGGGUGACUGGGGUCUGAAGGCAGCCUCUAGCAUACUACUCCCCCAGCCCCCAGUUACUAUGAAUUGUUCCUGUCAACCCUGCGCCCUCGGUCUUCUUCCCACUGACCUUGAUAUUGACCCCUCGGGUCUCCCCUUGCCCUUUCUUCCUCCCUUCCUUCCCCUCCCUGGCCAGUGCCAUAGUCACCCUUUGUGUGGUGUUCCAGAGGAGGCCUGCGGUGGUUGUAUCGUGGACCACACAGCUGGGUGGUCACAACAGAGGCCACGUAGAACAUGGCAAGGUCAGGGCACAUCCCUAGGAAAAUGUCCCCUAUUACCCCCCCCCCCCAGAAAAACUGGAAAGUGGGCCCUCUGCAGUCCAACUCACCUUUCUACCGGCACAGUGUACUUCCAGUGGCAUCCUCAAAACACUGAAGCUGUGCAGUGAUUUGGUUCACUUCUUGCAUGCUGGCACCAUUCACAUUGACUACAGGGCCCCCUGCCCCUUACCCCAGGACAGGACUUUGCUGAGUGCCAUCCAGGGAGCUAGCCCCAGACUUAUGGUGGGGGCAGAGACUCCUCUGAAGUUUGUGCAGAUGGUGCACCCCUCCUCAGACCUCAGCUCAGCUGUGUGUGUGUGUGUGUGUGUCAUCAUGAACUCUGAUAGUUGCUCCUUAGUAGACUUCAUGCUGCCCUAGAGACUUACCCUUGAUAGACUAGGUGGUCUGAUUCUUGGGAGGAUGAGAAGGGGACCCCAAGACUCUCUGAAGAUGCUGAGAGCAGCUGACACUGUCCCCAGGGCAGGGCUGAUGACAGCUUUGGCUCCUGUGAGCUCUUGCAAGCACUUUAACUUCAGAGAUGACCUCCAAGCUGCUUUUUCUUUCUGGCCCUGGGAAAUGUCAAUUGAAGAUGGCAGCACGGGGAGCUGUGGCUUCUUCCUCAUAGUAUAGAUCCAGCUCCCAAAAGUCCAUGAGCCCCUAAAAGUCCUGCCUGUUACUCAAGCCACAAGAUUAACGGAGCAGAAGGGUCCCUGCAGGGCAUCACAGAGGCAGCUUUCUGUCUCCUGUUGGAACUGCCUUUUGCUGAACUUGUCACUAGUGUCUCCCAGAGGAGACCUGUUAGCCCCAGAAGAGACAUCUUUCCCCACUGUCUCCCCAUGACAUCUCUCUCUCCUCUCUCUCUGGGCCUGGGCAGGCAAAGGGUUGGCCCCUGCUGAUGGACAUACAGGUACAUAGGCAUGUUGAACGUCUGGUCUGUGAAUCUAGACUGUAGGCUUCAAAGACCCAUUGUCAGCACUGUUGUCAUCUCAGGUUUCUGCUGCUGUUGCCCAUCCCACUCCCACCCCCUGCCCACCAUGAGUCCCAGGCAGCAGAGACCCCAGUUCAUGCUGUCAGGAGAUGUGGCAAUGUGGCCUGCAUGUGUCUGCCUUUGUUCUGACUGGAGUAGAGUGGCUGAGGUAUGAGGCGAGCCUGUUAACAUUCAGAUUGCAUCUACUAUGCAUAUGUAGCCAGAGGCAGAUGCUCAAGUUCUCAGAUAUUUGUCCAGUGAAACAGAGUGACUUGGAGCAGAUGUUAAUUUCCCUGUUGCCAAAAGGAGAAAAAAAAAAAGAAAGAAAAAGAAAAAACUGGCUAUGUUCUGAAAUGACAAAUAAGUCCCUGAAUUCUGUAUUCAAAUUAAGUCUUUCUGCUCAGAUGAGGCAGCAAACAGCAUUGGAGUCAGGAUAGCAUAGAGACUGGGGGGAGGUUGCUGUCUGGACCCUGGCACCCAUCUCCUCUCAUUUCCAGGAGACCUGUGUCCUUUGUCGGGGAGGCCCAGUGGGGACAGGACCUUCUGCAGGCCCCGCAGAUGUUCAUAGUUAGGGAGAAAGGUCUGUGCCUGAGGUUAGCUUUCCGUGGGCUACUUGAGUAGUUCAUCUGUCACCUGGAGCUCCUGUCCCAGACCCUGCUGUGAAAAGCAGAGGGUCACACCAUAGAGGGGUUUGUUUGUAAGAGGCUUCCCUGAAGCUGGGUGACCAGAAGCGGCUGUGCACUCCAGGCCUGAGCCUUUUGGAGUCCCAGCAGCCAAGUGGUUGCUUUGAACCAGGGAGGAUCCAAGCAGACGAUAUGGUUCCAUGGGCUCUAUCUAUUGUUCAACCACCUUCACCUUGAACAGCCAGGUGGUCUGCUCAGACUGGGGGUACCUGGGAUGGCAGACAGGAUGUGGGAAGGGGUUCAGCCCUGCACAGCAGAGAGAAGCCUCCCCUUGCCACUCUUCUGGAUUGACCUUAGGCUGGUCUUUUCAUUUUUCUACCAUUGGACAAAGCUUCUUGCUGGACUCCCUGUAGCCCCAAGACUCCAGGCUUCUCCUCAUACCCUGAACCUCAGCCUCUCAGUUUCCUGCACAGCCCAUGUUCCUUCUCAGUGUCCUCAAAACAAGCACACAGUCCAGGCAAAGAGCUUGGGGCUGGGGCAGCUGUGUGGCUGGAAGUCCCAGCCUGGCUAAUGUGCACUGUGCUCACACCAGAUGUCUCAGAGCAUCUUUGUCACCAUGUGACUGGAAGCAGGAAUGUCUGAUGGUAGGGGAACUUGGGGUGAAAUGUUUCCAGAUUGUCAUGUUGGUAAAUAUGCUUAGCGCUGAGACUCUGAUAUGUGGCUGGUCACUCAGGCUCUCAUCCUUUCCUUUAUCCCUCUCCCCCUUGGCCCUGGGUCUGAGUGUCUUGUACCCCUCAUGGAGGACAGAAUAGGACUUUGGCAGCCAGUCUGCUGUGCCCUGUGCUCAGCCUGGUGUUGGCCACUGCUCCCACACUCAUUAUAUCAUGAGUGUAGAUAGUGCCCCCCCCCCCCCGCUAUAACCCCAGGACAUAAGUAGGGGCAGUCUGUCCCCUUGUCAGUUUUUUGGUUAUGAUCAGAAAGGGGACACUUAUUCAUUGGAGAGUGGGAUGGGAUGGGGCUUGGGUCACUGUCUCCCUGUCACCUAUGUGCACCUCCUUGAGACAUCUAUGUGUGUAUGUGGGUUGGGGGGGGGGGAAUUGAUGCUGACUUCACCCACAGACUGGCAGAGUCAGCCCAGGGCCACCACCUGGGGCGGUAUGGGGAGGCACCUUCCUGGCAAAAAGAACUCUCAUAUGUAAAUCCAGUCAUCAGUGGUCACCCUGGAAUUUGUGGUUGGUUGUACCCCUGUGGCCUUGCCCACAAGCUCAUGAGAGAACAAGGGAACAGCAGUGAAGCACAGAAAGCAGGCAGGCCAUUGGGGGAGGAGGUGGUGGGGGGGCUGGCCUUUGGGGAUAUAGAUCAUUUCAGGUGAGCUAUCGUAUGACUGAGGAAGAGGCCUAGGGCUGUCACUCCCUGUGAACUCUUGGAACAGCCAGAAAGGCCAGAAAUCGUAACCACAGGCGUACAGCCCUGUAAAACAUGUAAACCUGCUGGAACAUGCUCUGUCUGCCACCUUGUCAUCAAUCGUGGCUCCUGUCAGGGUUCUCAGUGCGGCUGAUGCAUGUACCUCCUCUCUCUCUGCCCUUUGUCUCAGCCCCAGACUUGCCUUCAGUUGCUUCUACACCUCACCCCAGGUGGCACUGCAUGGUGCCCAGGACCACUGGUCUCUCCUGCAUUCCAGUUAUGUAAUCUUGUGUCCCCAGCAGGGAUGUUCUGCAAACUCUAUUUUAAGGUUGAGAGUGUCUGGAGGCUAAAGAGCUAGCACAGUGCUGAGAUCAAAGCUGUUUGCCCAUGGGGGAAAAAAAAACGGGGGGGGGGGGAGAGAGAGAGAGAGAUGUCUAUAUAUUGCAACUUGCAUUGUCAGGAGGUGGCAAGUGAAAUAAAUUAUCUUUUAAAAAUAA
This is a messenger RNA of Erinaceus europaeus (western European hedgehog), 6584 nucleotides long. Its product is annotated as KIAA0513 ortholog. The transcript has 14 exons. The coding region runs from base 502 to 1737 and encodes 411 amino acids. NCBI's taxonomy places the organism in Eukaryota, Metazoa, Chordata, Mammalia, Eulipotyphla, Erinaceidae. The record is from RefSeq and is a predicted model, not a curated record.